Molecule: messenger RNA, 429 nt
Organism: Meleagris gallopavo (turkey)
Lineage: Eukaryota; Metazoa; Chordata; Aves; Galliformes; Phasianidae
Source: RefSeq, a predicted model, not a curated record
UGAUGUCUGCUUUCUGUUUAGCAUUACUGCUGGAGGUGUAAUGGAUGUUAACACCGCCCUCCAAGAAGUGCUGAAGACCGCACUUAUCCAUGAUGGCCUCGCUCGUGGUAUUCGUGAAGCAGCCAAAGCCUUGGACAAGCGCCAAGCCCAUCUUUGUGUCCUGGCUUCAAACUGCGAUGAACCCAUGUAUGUAAAGCUAGUUGAAGCACUUUGUGCAGAACACCAGAUCAACCUGAUAAAGGUUGAUGACAACAAAAAGCUGGGUGAAUGGGUAGGACUCUGCAAGAUCGACAGAGAAGGGAAACCUCGCAAAGUAGUGGGCUGCAGUUGUGUGGUUGUCAAAGAUUAUGGCAAGGAAUCUCAGGCCAAAGAUGUCAUCGAAGAGUACUUCAAGUGCAAGAAAUGAAAAAUAAAUUUUGAGCCUGAUGA